AAAGGACAUGUAGCACAGUGAGAAGGAAACCUGCAUGGUUUUAAGUCACUGAGAUUUGGGGGAUGUUUGUUCCUGCAACAUCACCCGGCCUCUCCCAACUGAGUAGGCUUGAGCUAAAUCCCCACUCCCAUGAUGCAUCUCUGUGCACAAAGACUAAAGAGAGUAAACAAUGCAACAUACCAGAACACAACCCCACAAAACAUUCCGAAUUCCAUGUCUCACCAGCAUUCUUUCUUCCUCUUGGCUUAUAUUAGGGGUGGAGGAUGUGGUUCAUUACAAAGAAUGAGUAUUUUGAUAGCUUCUCAUUCUUGGAACUAUUCUGCAGGUUUAUAACAAAGCUCAGAAAAUGCUAAAGCUUAAAGGAGAAUUGAGAGGUGCCAAGGAAAUGAAAGAUGAGGCUGGGGAGAGAGACAGAGAAGUGAGCAGCCUGAACAACAAGCUCUUGAGCCUGCAAGUUGACAUCAAAAAUCUGCACGAUGUUUGCAAGAGACAGGGGAAGACCUUGCAGGAGAAUCAGCUCUGCGUGGAGGAGGCGAUGAUGAGCGACAACCACAAUAAGAAACAAGCAUUAGCAUUCCAGGAGUCGCGGAUGGAGUUUGAGCCCAGUAAACAGUGCCAUCUGAGACAACUCCAACAACUCAAGAAAAAAUUGCUAGCCCUUCAGCAAGAACUGGAGUUCCGCACAGAGGAGCUGCAGACUUCUUACUGUUCCCUCCUGCAGUAUCAGUCUGUCCUAGAGAAGCAGACUUCUGACCUGGUUCUUCUCCACCAUCACUGCAAACUGAAAGAAGAUGAGGUGAUUCUCUAUGAGGAGGAAAUGGGGAAUCAUACUGAGAACACGGGCGAGAAGCUUCAUUUGGCCCAGGAACAACUUGCUUUGGCCGGGGACAAGAUCAUCUCCCUAGAAAGGAGUUUAAGCCUCUACAGGGAUAAAUACCAGACUUCCCUGAGCAACAUCGAGUUACUGGAGUGCCAAGUGAAGAUGUUGGAGGGGGAGCUCAGCGGGAUCGUCGGUCAGGAGACUGAGAAUAAGGGUGACCAUUCAAAAGUGCGUAUAUACACAUCUUCCUGCAUGAUUCAAGAGCAUCAGGAGACCCUGAAACGACUGUCUGAAGUCUGGCAAAAGGUCUCUGAACAGGAUGAUCUAAUCCAGGAACUUCGAAAUAAAUUAGCCUGCAGCAAUGCUUUGGUUCUAGAGCGUGAAGAGGCUUUGAUAAAAUUACAAGCAGACUUUGCUUCCUAUACAGCCACACACAGACAUCCUCCUAGUUCCUCAGAAGAUUGUGAAGACAUUAAAAAGAUACUGAAGCACUUGCAGGAGCAGAAAGACAGCCAGUGCCUACAUGUGGAGGAGUAUCAGAACCUAGUGAAGGACUUGCGCAUGGAGCUAGAGGCCGUGUCAGAGCAGAAGAAAAACAUCAUGAAGGACAUGAUGAAGCUGGAGCUGGACUUGCACGGGCUGCGGGAAGAGACAUCUGCCCAUAUGGAGAGGAAGGAUAAGGAGGUUUCCAUCCUGCAAAGGCGGCUGCAGGAGCUACAGAUGCAGUUCACAGAGACCCAGAAGCUGGGCUUGAAGAAAGACAAGCUCCUCCAAGAGAAAGAUGAAAUGUUGCAUGAGCUCGAGAAAGAACUGUCACAGGUUCAGAACAGCCUCAUGAAAAAGGAGAUGGAGUUGGAGAAGCAGCAACGAAUGACAACAGAACUUGAAAGCACCAUCCAGGAAGCAAAGCAGGAUAAGUCCAGGGCAGAGUGUGGGGCCCUGCGAGCUGAGAUCCAGAAGCUGAAGGACAAUCUCGAAGAUGCCCAACAGCAACAGAAGCUGGCAGCUCAGCAAGCCUCCCAGUACAAAGAAGAGACCCUUCUGGCAAAGAAUAACCUGGAGGAUGCGCAGAGGAAACUGCAAAGCUACCUUUUCCUGGAGAAGCAGAAGACAGAGACCAUCCAGGAGCUGCAGAGAGAACUUCAGAAGCUGCAGAAGGAUUCCUUGAUGGCUGGAGAGGAACUCGCUCCCAACAGGAAGCGGAUAGAGGAGCUGACAUUGGAACUCUCUGAGACCCGGAAGAAGCUUGAAAAUUCAGAAAAGGAAAAGAGGCAGUUCCAGAAGACCACGACUGAGCAGGAAAUGAAGCUGAAUGAACUGCUAGACCAUCUAAAACUCCUUCAACACCAGCACAGGGAGCAAGGCUCUGCCAAAACCAGUCUAACCGAGGAGCUUCAGGAGGUGACAAGAUUACUGGAGGAGAAACGGGAGCAGUUGAAAAAGAGCAAAGAACAGGAGAAGUUGCUGGAGCAAGAGCUUGAGACAUUCCGACAGGAGGAAAAAAGGAAAGAAAAAAUGACAAAGGAAAAUUUGCGGAUGUUGGAGGAGGAAAAUGAGAAUGUCAAAGCACAGUUAAUGCAAUGUUCCGCACAACUGGAAUCCUCUCUGAGCAAACAAAACGCCUCCCAGCAAGUCAUCCAAGAGCUAAACAAUGAGCUAGUCCUUCAGAAGGAUGCCUUAGAGAGUCUGCAGGUCCAGCUGGAGAAGGCUGUGCACAAGGAGAAGCAAUAUCUGCAGACCAUGGUCUCUAAAGAAGCCUAUGAGGAACUGUCCCGAAAGUCAGUCGCAUGCCAAGAUGACCUGACACAAACUCUCGAGAAGCUCAAUCAUACGACCUCAGAGACCAAGAGCCUGCACCGAAGCUUGGCACAGGCCCAAGAGAGGAAAGCUCAGCUGGAAGAUGAAAUCCUUGCUUACGAGGAGAGGAUGAAAAAGCUCAACAUGGAACUAAAAAAACUGCAGGGCUUCCAACAGCAGAGUGAGCUAGAGGUUCAAGCCUUCGACAAGAAGCUGGAGGAGAUGAGCAACCAAGUGUUGCAGUGGCAGAAGCAGCACCAGAGUGACCUCAAGAUGCUGGCAGCUAAAGAAGAGCAGCUCCGGGCUUUCCAGGAGGAAAUGGCCACCCUGAAAGAGAACCUCCUGGCAGAUGAGAAGGAGCCCUCUAGUGUGCCCCAGCGGUCUGUGACUAAAGACACCUGUAGGCUACGCCGAGAGAAUGAUCAGAUUAUGUCCAACAUGGAGCAAUGGGCAAAAGAGCAGAAGAUCGCCAAUGAGAAACUAGGAAACAAGCUCCGUGAGCAAGUCAAAUAUAUUGCCAAGCUGACUGGUGAAAAGGACCACCUCCACAAUGUAAUGGUCCAUCUGCAGCAAGAAAACAAGAAACUGAAGACUGAGAUAGAGGAGAAGAAGCUGAAAACUGGGCACCCAAGGCUAUACACCAAAGCCCUGGGCCCGAGCAAGACGGAGCCCAUACAGAAGGGAAAAGUGUGUGCCACCUUGGGCUGGAGGGGGACGACCCAGGACAUGACCCAAAGAAUGGACAUCACCAAGUUUGUUGGGAUACCCCACUGCUCCGGUUCCUCAUAUUGCUAGAAUCAUCACCUUGCCCUGGGCAUCAUUUCCACGUACGUUUUUCAGAGGACAGUGAUUUUCCACCCCUCUCUCUUGACCUGGAUCAGCUCUUACAGGAAUGCAUCAAGGCCCCUGCCUAUUUUGCAAGAUGCUAACAUUUUAUUGAGUUUUGUCCACUUUCUGCAAUGGAGUGAGCAUUGGAACCAUACUACCAUCUCCAGACCCAAAUUCUAAAAUAAAGACAUGAGCAUAGCUGUCUCCGUGAGCUCUUGGCGUCUUGCAGACAUCUCUGUCCCCUCCAGCCCACAGCAACAUGUUCAUCCCUGUUUUCUCUGGAUUCUAAAAGACUUUCAUAUAUACGAGAAAGCCAUAAUUCUCGAAGCAAGUUUAUUUGGAUUAUUUGGAUUAGUUUUUAAACCAACAAUAGAUAAUUAGCUCCCCCUUUAUUUUUUCUAUGUGCCUGGAAUGCAAGAAAAAAAAAAAACUUAAAAACCUCAAAAAGGAAAGUAAUCCCAAGACCCAAAAGAAAGGCAGAGACAUGAGUGGUGCAUUUUCUGAACGGAGAAGGGACAUAGCCAACCGCUUUCUUUCCGCCAUAUUGCCUUUCUCCUUUAACAAUUUUAUUUUUCUCCCCAGCCAGCUCAAUACAAUUCCAUUACAACAAACUCCAAGGACAGCUAAACUAUUUUAUUGUGGUAGGAUUUUGUUAAACUGAAUACAUGUCUGGAAUUUAUAUUCUUGGUCUGUAGGAAAUUAGUUACUAAGGUAAAGUAAGAGAAAGAAAUGGAAGCGUUUGUGUCUAGGUGGUGGGGGGCGCAGGAGAAGUGAAGAAACCCACUAGCUGGUAAAGAUUCUUAAAUAUUCUUGCCUCCCUCCCCAGACAGACAAAAGCCAAGACAUGUUACAUAGCAUGUCCCUGCCAGUACUUGGCAAGGGCAAAUAAGGAAAAUGCAGCGUUGGGGCAGGAAUGAUGGGCAUCUCUGGUAGUCUCCGCUGCGACAGUUGUUGUCUGAUUGCUUGUGCUUAUUUUUGACUGUGUAUCCCCACCAGGUUUAGAGUAAGGAUAUAUUUUCCAGAGGAAACAAAAAGUGAAGAACCUGGUAGUAAUGAAAUGAUUUCCUGCUUCUGGCCUGUGGCCCAUUUAUUCAAACAAAAUUUCAACGUCAUUAAAAUCCCCAAUACAGUCUACUGGAAAAAAAAAAAGCAUUUUGUCCCUCUAUUUAUGAAAAUGUGUCAUAUUUACUGGUUUGGACAGUAGUAGCUGGAUACUUUGAAUGUGGCACAUUUUUUGAAAGUUAUCUUUCCCUUCUUGCGGGGUCAUUCCACCAGAGCAGGGCAGGUAGUGAGCUAUGGGGAGCAAAGGAGCAGCAGAGUUAGAAAAACAUGGACAUGUCACCUAGCCAUCUGGCCUUGCAAGCCCAACCAGGGAGAUCUGAUGGGGUAGAGGGGUUGAACUUAGGGAAAUGUAGUUUCUCUAAAGAUAAGGCAAAGGCCAGAAAAGCUAACUGUAAUUCUUUAAAAAAAUAAAUAACCAAAGGGGUUUCUAAAAAGUAAUUUGAAUAGCUAAUAAUAGAAAUGGUCUCUAUGAUACAGUAAUGCUGGUUUCAUGUCAUUAUACAUUUCCCAAACCCAUGGAGUAUGUAACAUCAGGAGUGAACCCUCACGUAAAGUCUGGGGUCUGUAGGAUAAUGUGUCAGUGUAGCUUCAUCGAGUGUGACACAUGAACCAGUCAGGUAGAGGAUGUUGUUAGUGGGGAGGCUGUGCUUGUGGCGGGUGGGCAUCUCAGUACUUCCUGCUCAAUUCUGCUGUGCACCUACAACUGCUCUAAGAAGUAACCAAAGGAAGGAAAGAAAGAGUUACAAAGCUAGGACUAACUUUAGCCAAGGGGAUUUUCAGUAAAGUGUGUGCUUUGGCCACCCAGUGGGAAGAUGUCACUCAGAUUCCGAUACCUGGGACGCACAGAAUCCUUUGUAGCAGAUCCUCUUCUGCCCACCGGAGUAUAACUUCCUCCCCCAAGCUGAAGAAACCCAGAGCAGACAUCAGACACUGCAACCUGCCUAAAGGGAAGGAGGAGCUCUCUGCAACCACCAUGGUGCCCCUUAAGCACUUGGCUUCUGAGGCUUCUCUACACAGCCCAGCUGAGGAGGAGGCUUCCUGCCAUAGAUAGGACCUGGCAGGCAAGCUCUGGGGUCCCUAGAAUGAGCCCCCAUCUCAGCCUGAGACCCUCAAAUGCUGACAUUUUUAAUGUGUCUAAAGUGCCAUUACCAUCACCUAGGCAUUUACGGAGAGAUGCACGUGACUGAGAGCGAGAGGAGGCGCCCAUAAAGGUGUCCAGUUCAGCGGCCUCACUGUUCCCUCACACCACGAAGCCUGAAGGCCACUUUUCAGAACCCACUUCAGGGCUGUUGUCACAGAUAUGCUUUUUUAUCUCUGGGGGCAAAAAUUGGUUAGUAUCUGAGGAAGAGUGGUAAGAAUCAGAGUAUAAAGCUGGAAGGAAUUUUAAGGUGGAUCUGAAUGGAAAGGUCCAUAAACUAAAGAAAACAUUAGAGACAGAAGUCCAGAGAGACUCUUGUGCAGAAGUCCCAACGCCAAAGAAGAUUCAGGAAGUGCUGGGCAGGGACCCUCCCCAAACAGCCUGUGGCACCUGUAUGUAUUCCUUGUUUUUAAAUGAGAAGGCUGGGUUGACCCAUGGUUUCCAUAACCUCUGGCUUCAUUUUUGUGACCUAGGGAACGUGAAGGUAAGCUCGUGGCCAAGGUCACAGCCUUUUACUAACAAAGCCAUAUUCACCGGAACGGCAGUUUUUGCCCUGUUCUGAUGCAUCCCUAGCCCAAGUCUGUAAUGAGAUCACAUACUCAGCUUGCUUCUUUCUACAGAGCAGGUAGACACGUUCUGCUAGCCCUCCCGAUGCCAAGAUUAGAAGCCUUCCCAGAGGAGCAGCCAGAAGCCCUCUCUUCAGUCCAGAGCCACGAAAAGUCAGUUUCUACCUGAAUUCCCAAUAAAAGCAGUUAGAGGUAUAAAGAAUGGAAUUAGAGGUAGUGGCUGGUGCUGGCUGGUGAAGCCAGGCUUCCAAACUCAUCCAUAAAACUGACUUAAAUUUUAAAUCUACGUCCCAGGGACAAUGUGAGAAAAGGAAUAGAAGUAAGUGAGCAGCACCACCCAAGAGGCUGGAGCUGAGUGCGGCCUGCAUUCAAGGUGCUUCUGAGCCCCAGGCCAAGCCCAUCAGUUGGCAGCUCUUCAGCCCCAGCACAGAACCUUGUAACCAGCAUGCCUGGCAGAAGCCCCAUCCCAGGUGAUCAGAAAAUAAGGGCCGUGGGUCAUACGAAAGGCCAAAUACCCAAAAAGCCACCUCAGCAGAUCAAGGCUGCUUCAUAAGAGAAAGGACUAGAUGAUCCAGCAAGGAUCAUCUUUUAUGUGAAAUCAAUAAGCAAUGUCUAUUUUUGCCAAUACAUCACCCUUCCACAUGCAGAGCAGGAACUUCUGCCAUUCUGAGCAGUAGCGCCUCAAACCCACCCCUGGGGAAGGGCAGGGGGCACAUGGCUGCUCAUCAACUUCCCGCCUGGCCCCUGGCCAGCCUUGCCUUGCCCACCAGCCUUGGGAAGAGCAAGGCACCCCCAGAGUUCAACCAGUCCAGGGCCCCAGGCCAUUACGCUUCCCUAUAGCCACGUCCCAUCUGCCAACCGCCUCAAAGAGGCACUACCCAGAGAACAGAAAUAAGGCGAGCUGAGGUUUUAGAAGGAUCCACCCAAGGA
Messenger RNA from Mustela erminea (ermine), 7141 nucleotides. RefSeq names its product polyamine modulated factor 1 binding protein 1 (gene PMFBP1). Gene Ontology annotation, biological process: spermatogenesis. The transcript has 21 exons. NCBI's taxonomy places the organism in Eukaryota, Metazoa, Chordata, Mammalia, Carnivora, Mustelidae. The coding region runs from base 347 to 3412 and encodes 1021 amino acids. The record is from RefSeq and is a predicted model, not a curated record.